UACCAAUGAUAUUAUAUUAUAUAGCAGUGCAAUGUUGUGCUAAAGAAUGAACUUCGCGGUGUGAAUACAAACCCUGUCCCUGGCUGGUCGCUCCAGCCCGCAAUUCAGACUGUACUUUAUCUAUCCGACUACUCCGCAAGCAAUCCACACCUAAUCUUGGUAUAUGUUGGUCGGGUGGCUGCUAGCUAGUUAAUAUAUGUCGGAUGUGUUAGAAGUUGGGACGGAAGUCAGUGCUAAAUACCGUGGGGCUUUCUGCGAGGCCACAAUUAAACAUGUCAAAAAACUUAUCAAAAUACGGAUUUCAUGGAACAAGCCGUUAACGGGGUCAGCAACCGUAACUCAAGACAACAUUAGAGGUGUAGUCAAGAUGCAAAGCACAGUGGAAGCGAAGAAAGAUAAUGUGUGGUCUCCAGCAACAGUUCUCAAGAUUACUGAUGCAAGCACUUAUACUGUCGUGUUUGAUGAUGGGGACGAGCGGACACUAGGCAGGAACUGUGUGUGCCCACAAGGUGCCAAACACUUCAACGAGGAAUGGACGUUGGAUCACUUACCACUUACGAACCCUGAAAACUUUGGGACUCCCGUUAUUUUGGAGAGUAAAAAGCAGAGAAAAAGAAGAAAGGUCGAUGGUCCGGACAGUGGACGAAGUGCUCACUACAGCGAAGAGGAUGUAGGUAAAGUUGCGUUCUACGAUACCCGCUCAAAGAAGCAGACUCUGGUACCGGUACUGAUUACCUCUCACAGCCAGUGUGACGAGUUCGUAGCUACUAAUCCUGGCGAGGUUAUCGUUAGGAGCUUCAAAUCCGGCAAAUUCAUGUCGAUACCGAAGGAGGAUAUGUUACGAUUUGACAGAGAGACAGAACCUCUGCAAUCAAUCCUGACAAGUUCUUCUCAUAUUAUUGUCCUGAAACCAGCUCUAGAGAAAGCGCUAGCGUUCUACGACACCGGAGUAUUGCCGAUAUCCUGGGAAACUGACACCGAUUCUACUGUUCGCCUAACCGAGCCGGAAAACUUGAACAACGCUAAAUUAAAGAAACAAUUCAACAGUGGUCUGUAUGAGUACUGGGAGAAGAAAGGAAGUCCCAUAACACGGAGACCUAGUGUUGGUUACCACGAUCUAGACCUGUUUGAGCUGCAUUGCUUUGUAGCAGAGUGUGGGGGCCCGGACACUGUCACACAGAAUAUGAAGUGGAGGUCUAUAUGUGCUCAGAUGAACAUAUUAAACAUCCCUCCAAGUGGCUCUCACACAGUGAAGAAUGCUUACUGUAGAUACGUACUACCCUUCUUGGAGCAGUGGGACGGCAAAUCCAAAAGGAGGUCCUCUAUUUGCGAGAGUACAGAGGAAGGUGGAAAGAAGAGAGGUAGGGUCAGUACGCCGCUAUCCAAGGAACGAGGCACCCCUACAACGCCUCUCUCACAGGGCACCCCUUCUACGCCUCUCUCACAGGGCACUCCGUGCAGUAAAGGAAGAAGGAACAGUGUAAAGGAUCAGGAUGGAGAGAGUGCUGCUAGCAGUGAUUAUACCGAUUAUGAACAAAUGCCACACAUACACAAGUACUCUCUCGGUCAGAGAGUGAAGGUGUUGUACGGGGCCCCUAAAGCGUGUGGGAGCUACGAGGCAAAGAUAAACGACAAAAAUGUGGACAGUCGCACAGACCUGCCAAUAUACCACAUACACUAUACAGGCUGGAAUACCAGAUACGACGAGUGGAUCACUGAGGACAGUAUCGCUUCAUUAGUGACCAGGUCUAACAAGAAGAAGGGAACCUUAUUGGAUCCUGCUAAAGAUGUCAAAAACGUGCCUAAUCGUCGGAAGAUAGUUCCCAAGUACAAGAAGUAUAAGAAACAGCAGUCUGCCAGCGAGACAAGUUCAGACGACAAGAAUAGUCUGCCGGCUAGCGAGUGUAGUGAGCCGGAACUAGACAAACAGGAAGAUCUGCCUGAAAUCAAACAAGAGCCAAUGGAAGAAGAGGAAGAAGAGGAGGAAGAAGAAGAGGAGGAGAAAGAGGAGAGGGCAGCCUCCCCGCUCUACCAGCCAACUGUUAAGGUCGAGAGCUCUGUUGUCACUGGAGAUGUGACUUCUUCUCAGCCGUCUGACGAGAAGUUGUUGUGUGAGGAGACCUUUGAAGACGUGAUAGACACAGCAGUAACAUCAACUCAACAACCUGACCUCUCUCGUCAACCGGUGAGCGGUACAUCACGUCCGCAAGAAUGGUGUGGCCCUGUGAGCGGUACAUCACGUCCGCAAGAAUGGUGUGGCCCUGUGAGCGGUACAUCACGUCCGCAAGAAUGGUGCGGCCCAGCUACAUCACGUCCGCAAGAAUGGUGCGGCCCUGUGAGCGGUACAUCACGUCCGCAAGAAUGGUGCGGCCCAGUAAGCGGUUCAUCACGUCCGCAAGAAUGGUGUGGCCCAGUGGAAGAGGACAAGGCUAAAGAAGAAGCAGCUGCAAUCCUAAUGACUUUUCCUAGUACGUUUGCGAUGAAGCCCGGUCCAAUGACAGGACCUUGUGUAACCCCCGGACACAUCCUCCCGCCUCAUCUUCAGCUCACUUACCAGUUCCCCACACUGCAGGGAGUGUCCCCUACCAAAGAACAGGUGCUGAUAACGAGCAGUACGGGAGUUCCCACCCAAUACCUGGCCACCACCACCACCCGUACUACCACACUACCUGCUGCAGGCAUGGGUAAGAUGCCGGUCGCUCAGCCAGGUCACUGUAGCUCACCUGCCACGCCCCACUACGCCCACCAGUCUUCUUUACUUUCUCCUUCAUUUAGUGGCAGUAAAACUGGGCGGCUUAUCACUAAAUCAGGUAAUUUGUUGGUGGUAUCGGAAACAAUACCAAGUAACAUUAGCUCCAUGAUCAAAAUAGAAGACAAGAAGAAAAACAGAAAACGCAAAAUUCAGCAGGCUGACAGUACCUCUGAUAUAGGAUCACGUCUCCAACAGUUCGACUUCAGACCUGAUCCUUGUGAGGAUUGUGAUAAGAGACCAGAGGAGAGACCACGCCGGACAGAGCGUGAUAAAGCACGAAGAGGAACAGUAAAGAACAGUGAAGGAAGUAAGUUAGCAGGCUCAGGUGACAGAAGUGCUCCUCCUGCCCCUUACUGCUACGUGCGAGGCGGCACUGCACUUCCCCUCUACUAUAGCGGCUCUGAUAUCAUCCAGGGUGGAUACUACGUGCCGAUGAGACCACCAGGUAUGGGACCCUAUCCGCCCGGCUACUCCCCCAAGUUCCCUAUAACUAGUAUUCCUAUUCCCAAGACUGCUUCAGACAAAGACAACAACCCCGCAACAGAAUCGCCGCUUUUAGCAGAACCGGACAGUACAGUGGCAGACGAGAAGCCAGUAACGAGUGCGAUUACACAACAACCUCCAGAUUCAUUGGUUACCAUGGUUACACAAGUAGAUACACAAGUAGACACACCUGCUGUAGAUAAGGGAACCCCACAACCCUACACGACCCCCCCAUAUUGCACUCCGCCUCACGCCACCAGUAGCUCAGAAAAUCUCAAAUCGCCCAGUUACCCUGGUAACCCUGGUAACCCUGGUACCCCUGGUUUUCUAACUCCUCGUCCCACCACAUCUCCUGCAAACCUCGACUCAGACAGCUCCGACGAAAAGAACACCGUGCCAGGAAUGAGCCCCAUGAUAUUUAAUAACUCCACGUCGGAAUGUUCAGACAAAGAGGGCACCACUUCAAAGGUGAAGAUAUUUGACAAGGAUUUUGGUAUCCAUUUGUUCGAUCACCUAGAUCUACCAGAUAAGAUCCGUAGUAUGCAGGGCACAAUGGCCGAGUUACAGAAAUGCUAUCUUUUCUACAAAACUCAGAUUGCGGCUAUUGAAAAGAAAGAAAGGGAUAAGCGGAAAUCUAAGAAACGCCGAAAGAGCAAACAGCGCACUUCCUCCAUCUCUAAAAGCGAGAAAGAGGAGAAGCCUACGAUUUCUACGGAGCCAACUGAGAAAACAAAUGAAACCGUGUCCUCGUGACCGGAAACGUGGUAACUGUAGUGUAACUAUGGUAACUGUAGUGUAACUAUGGUAACUAGCAGUGUUACUAUGGUAACUGUAAAAUCAGGGGACUAUUAGCUAAUUCCGAUCAGGAUAACACUUUUAAAUCUAAUGGAACUGUUUUGAAGGGAAUUCUUUUAUUGUGCAUCUUGUACAGUAUCUGACUCACUGACUGGUAUAUUGUAAAUAACUGGUCCAAUCUUGUGGGGGAAACUAUUUGCCAUUCAUUCCGGGACUUAGUUGUUUUGAAUUUGAAAGAUCACAAAAAAUGGAGAACAAUUCUUGUUAUUUAUGAAUGGCGAAAGUGAGUUGCCAUAAUACUGAAAUUUUUGUCUUUGUCGGAUGGCAAAAAGUCAGAAAAAUAUCGUUUUCUCGCAAUUUCUCAAUUUAUUCCGGAAUUAACUUAGGAGUCGUUGACAUAUUACGUAAUUACUGAGGGGGGGGGGGGGGGGGGGGUGGGGGCAAUAGCUAUGUGUGGUGGGGUUAAAAAUUGGCCAAAAAGUGAUUACGUAUUAUGUGAACGGUCCCUUGUGGUGAAUGGCUAUGACCCCCCACCCCAUCUUGUACAACGUCUGUCCACUUUACCUCAUUAUUGGUCCAAUAUUGGUUACUCGUUCGCAGUCACCUGCCUUAGUUACCAGGUAACCUACUUAGUUACCUGUACAUUUUGAUAUGUUUUGUGGAAUUCUUGUUUUGGGAAAUUACUAACAAAUAAAUGAAAUUGAUUAUGAAAAGUUUGUAAUCUGCAGAUAGUUAUUGUUUAUUUACACAUAGUAACAGUCGAGCUUAAAUUGUAUCUUAGCUUUUAGUUUUAUGUUUAA
This is a messenger RNA of Bolinopsis microptera, 4830 nucleotides long. RefSeq lists its product as uncharacterized. The record is from RefSeq and is a predicted model, not a curated record. Bases 197 to 3988 code for a protein of 1263 amino acids. Lineage: Eukaryota; Metazoa; Ctenophora; Tentaculata; Lobata; Bolinopsidae. Gene Ontology annotation, molecular function: transcription cis-regulatory region binding. Gene Ontology annotation, biological process: regulation of transcription by RNA polymerase II. The transcript is spliced from 30 exons. Gene Ontology annotation, cellular component: nucleus.